Molecule: messenger RNA, 1448 nt
Organism: Diachasmimorpha longicaudata
Lineage: Eukaryota; Metazoa; Arthropoda; Insecta; Hymenoptera; Braconidae
Exons: 4
Coding region: 163-879 (238 amino acids)
Source: RefSeq, a predicted model, not a curated record
UUCAUCUCGACGGUUGGAAAAACUAUCGAAACAAUUCACCAUAACAACGAAAAUCAAAGCAAAAGGAGGAUCUCAUUCUCUAGAAAAUAAAAUCAUUCGACUUUGUACUGGACAUUCAACAAAAAUUUCGACGCUUCUUGGAGCCGAUAACAUUGACAGACAAUGUCUGGCAUCUUUAAUCUAUUCGGGGGAACAAAUGUGGCCUCCAGGACUCAACAAAAAAUUGGGUCCACUGAUGUGGGAAAGUUCUCGGUGAAGACGAAUGCCUUGGAAGGCAGUGCUGGUCCUCUGAAGCAGGGGGGCAUGCACAAGCCAAAGGGACUUUCCAUUCGACCAAAAAAUGAACUGAAUGUUUGCACACCAUCCCAGAAGACUUCCACUUUGGCCAAGGGCAAGGUCAAUGGGGUUAGUUGUGUUUUGCCUGCUUCAACACCGCGCCAGAAGGCAACCGUGUCUAAGCUUCAAGUGGUUCGUGAGAAGCAAUUAAAAUGUCUCUCGCCAACAUCAAAAUCCCCCUACUUCAAUCUGACCAUCAAGCAAAAAGGAACUGACGAUCUUCUCUUCAAAAAGCCCGUGACACCGAAGAGUAGCGAGAGGACGAAAUUUGUUUAUCCAGAACCUGAGAAUCUCUCCAUCUACACUGACGACGAUCUCGCACCCGCAUACUCAUUGGACAGUGACCUUGAGGCAUUAGAAAUAAUACGCAAGUCUAAAUGUGAAGUACAGAUCGUACCUGAUAGCUUCGACAGUGAUCUUGGAUUGCCAUUAACACCACCAAUGUCACCGGUAUUAUCGUUAAAAUAUGAACUCUCUGAUAUGGGUCUUGAUUUGGAUCCACCAGAUAUGCCAGUGUUCUUGGACAGUGAUGACGAUUGGUAGCUACAACAUAAGAUGAUUCAAAUAUUCGUGAUAAUUCACGGUUCUACUCUUUCAUUCUAUUUUUGACAAUUUCACAAAUAUCUUUUCUCAGUGAAUUUCAAAUUUUCAUUCCCUAUUUAUUUCAAUCGAUCGAUGUAGCUCUGUGAUUUUUUCCUAAAGCACUUAACCCUGACAAAGUUAACAAUAAAAAAGAAGAAUAUAGUUAGUUAUAAUUUAUUUAGCCUCACUGCGUGACAAAGAAAUUUUUCAUUAAAUCACGAAAAGUUCUCUCGAGUUUAAAGCGUGAAUUUUAUAAGAGAAAAUGCAUUCGCUCAAUCGUACAAUCGGGACAUUGCUUCAUGAUUGAGCUCAAUAAAUCAGAAAAUGUUAAUGCCAAUCUGAUUGAAGCAUGAAUCUAAUUGAUAACCGAGAGAAUUAAUAUUAUAUUUUCUCCUCUGGUCAGUGUUCCAUAAUAUAUUGCAUAGUUAUAAAAUAUUGUUAGAAACAACCUGAGAUUUAGGAUUUAAAAAAAUGUUUUGUACUCGCAUUUGUAGACAUUAAUAAAAAAAAUUAUAAUUUUUCUAAAUAAA